This is a messenger RNA of Durio zibethinus, 920 nucleotides long. Lineage: Eukaryota; Viridiplantae; Streptophyta; Magnoliopsida; Malvales; Malvaceae. The record is from RefSeq and is a predicted model, not a curated record.
UGCGCCGUGUGCAUACCAGUCAUCGGACUGAUCGAGUUUCUCAUCUUCAGCUUAGCUUCUUGUUUCAUGGAAGAGCUUCGAUUGGCACUCUUAAGUAAUCAAGCAGAGGAAAAUCUUUUUCUGGAUCGGGUAUUUGAUCUUUUUUAUGAGAAGAAAAAUGGUGUCAUUGACUUUGAAGAGUUUGUACAUGCACUUAACAUUUUUCAUCCUUGUGCCCCUACGGAGGACAAAAUUGAUUUCUCAUUUAGGUUAUAUGAUUUGAGACAGACAGGAUUUAUCGAGCGGAAAGAAGUUAGGCAAAUGGUAGUUGCCACCUUGUUGGAAUCUGGCAUGACGCUUUCAUAUGAAUUUCUUGAAGUUAUCAUUGACAAAACAUAUGCUGAUUCUGAUGCAGACCUGGAUGGAAGAAUCAACAAACAAGAAUUGUUUCCGAGUUUUAUUUUCAACACUGAAGUUGAUGACUGACCAGUUCGGCUCUAUUUCUAGCAAGGGCAGUGUACUUCAGAAAGGCAGAUCAUUCUGCUGCUCCUGGCGGUAUUUUAAUUAGAGACUGUAAUUGUACAUGUAUUCUUUGUCAUUAGAGACUGUAAUAAUACGUUAUUCUUGGAUUUUUUUUAUUUUGAAAGAAGAUAUGAGUCCUUACUCUUGAAAUAAAAGAUUCAGUUGUUAUUAAGUCAAAUAAUUCAAAUGUAUCCAUUCUUGACUUAUUCAUUUAAGGCCUUCUUGUCAAUUUUCAUAUGCUCUGUAUAUUUAUUUGAUUGUCACCAAAUAUUUAUCAGCAUAAUUAUUUGCAUUUUUCAUUUUUCUCAUUUUAUAAGAUGGCAUUUUACUAAAUAUCAUGACCCACUUAUGAAACCUUGGCUUAAAGGCAAAGAAUAUCUUAAAGCUUUGAAAUUCUAGAUUCUAAGUUUGUUGUGUUG